This is a messenger RNA of Impatiens glandulifera, 1888 nucleotides long. RefSeq names its product preprotein translocase subunit SCY1, chloroplastic. Gene Ontology annotation, molecular function: signal sequence receptor activity; transmembrane protein transporter activity. Lineage: Eukaryota; Viridiplantae; Streptophyta; Magnoliopsida; Ericales; Balsaminaceae. Gene Ontology annotation, biological process: SRP-dependent cotranslational protein targeting to membrane, translocation. The coding region runs from base 58 to 1707 and encodes 549 amino acids. The record is from RefSeq and is a predicted model, not a curated record. The transcript is spliced from 8 exons. Gene Ontology annotation, cellular component: chloroplast thylakoid membrane.
UUUUUCUAACCAACAGAGGAAUUCGAGGAUUGCUGGGAAAGGAAGAUAACAACAACAAUGUCGAUAACUGUCGGAGGGGUGAGUGCUUCUUCAUCUUCCUCCGCAACCUGUUGGCCUAUUCGGUUCAAUCACUUUUCUUCGGUCUCCCGGACCUCCUUUAGAUAUUCUUCAAAGCUCCAAAAUUUAGUCUACAGAGGCAGCCUUACUGUUCACAGUAAACCAGCAUGGCAAUCGGGACUGAGCGGCUCAAACGGCUACCACGGCUCCGAUUUUGAUCCAUUGGGAAUAAACCCAGAUACUUCAUUUGGUCUGGGUGAUGCUUGGGAAAAUUUAUUAGGUUUGAUUACACAGAAACUGGAGAGUUCAUCAUCUGGUACAAGAAAGGACAAACCUUCAGCUAGAGGAGUGGCAGCUGCAAUCGAAGAUACUUCUAUUGAUUUUGGGGACUUCUUCAAAGGCCCAUUGCCAGGAAAGUUUCUUAUGCUUUUAGGAUAUUUGGCCUUAUCCCGGCUUGGAAUUUACAUACCACUUGGGGGAGUAAAUCGCGAGGCAUUUGCUGGAAAUCUAGAUCAAAACAGUUUGUUGAGCACUUUGGAUACGUUCUCUGGUGGAGGCAUUGGUCGAUUAGGCAUAUGUUCUCUUGGAAUUGUUCCUUUCAUCAAUGCACAGAUUGUUUUCCAGCUUCUCUCCCAAAUCUACCCAAAAUUGCAAGACCUUCAGAAAAGGGAAGGUGAAGCAGGAAGAAAGAAAAUUCUUCAGUACACUCGCUAUGCUUCGGUUGGUUUUGCCAUUGUACAGGCAAUUGGUCAAGUUCUUUUUCUCCGUCCAUACGUAGAAGAUUUCAGCACACAGUGGGCUCUAUCUUCUGUUACAUUGUUAACACUUGGUGCAGUACUCACUACAUAUAUUGGAGAACGAAUUUCCGAUCUAAAACUUGGGAAUGGAACUUCGCUUUUGAUCUUUACGAGCAUUAUAUCGUACUUGCCAGCAUCUUUUGGUAGGACGGCUACCCAAGCUUAUCAAGAUGGAAACUAUGUUGGACUUGUGGGAAUCCUUGUCUCAUUUUUCCUGUUGGUUCUUAGUAUUGUGUAUGUUCAGGAAGCUGAGAGGAAAAUCCCUAUUAAUUAUGCUUCAAGAUAUACUAGCAAGAGUGGAGGCCUGCAGAGAUCUGCUUAUUUACCCUUUAAGGUGAACAGCUCAGGUGUAAUGCCAAUUAUCUUCUCCACUUCAUCAUUAGCUCUUCCAGCCACUGUAGCACGAUUCACAGGCAUAGGUGUUCUGAAAAACGCUGCUGUGGCCUUAAAUCCAGGCGGUUCUCUAUAUCUCCCUACAAACAUUUUGUUGAUAGCCUUCUUUAACUACUAUUACACUUUUCUACAAUUGGACCCUGAUGAUGUCAGCGAACAGCUAAAACGACAGGGUGCAUCGAUUCCACUUGUCCGGCCUGGAAAAAGCACUGCUGCAUACAUUAAGACGGUCCUAAGUCGAAUAUCAGUACUGGGAUCUGCAUUUUUGGCAAUUUUAGCUGCGGGUCCUGCUGCCAUUGAACAGAUAACUCAUUUGACUGCAUUUCGAGGAUUUGCUGGAACUUCGGUUCUGAUUCUGGUUGGUUGUGCCACAGAUACAGCAAGAAAAGUUCAAGCUGAAAUCAUAUCUCAGAAGUACAAGAACAUUGAGAUGUAUGACAGUGACAAGUAUGGUCAAUAGUUUUUGCAGUCCCCCCAGAGUUGCAAAACAUAAGAAACUCUCAACUUUGUCAUUCUGAAAUUGAAUUGUAUGCUGGUUGUUGAUCUUGUAAUUCAUGAUAUUUUUGAAACAUCCCAUGUAGGUAUUUGUAAUUCUUACUCGUGAAUAUUCAAUUCAAAUCAUAAAACUAAAAUCUCUUACA